AUGGCUCAAGAUGAGAUGGCUGCCUAUGGCAUCGUCCCACAGAAGAUAGAACUCAGACCAAGAAGAUAUCAUGGUUUUGCAUUUCUCCUAUUCAUUAUGGGUACUCUUCUACCACCACUCGCCGUAGCAGCAAGGUUUGGUAUCGGAAAGGACUUCUGGAUCAAUGUAGUACUCACAUUAAUGGGUUAUAUUCCCGGACAUGGUCACAACUUUUACAUCCAGAACAUUCGCAACAACAAGAACCAUGCUCGCACACCCAAAUGGGUUCAGAAAUACGGCCUAGUCGACCUCUCAGAGAUCAGGCGCAAAGAGCGCAAAUCUCAAUGGGCCAACCGCUACAAGGAUCGUUUACCACACUCCACGCUUGAAGGCCAGCCAUAUGAAGAGGGUCAGGAGGCUGGUUCAAGUGUCAACAUCAACGACAUCAACGGAAGUGCUCAACGCCAAGCAAACGGGGAGCUUUGGCGUUCAGAGGAAGAAAUGUAUUACAACUCCAACAAGAGCACCAGUUCAUCAGGAAGAUGGCAUUACCCAGCUAACUUUGACGACGCUGUCAUUGAUCGCGCUCUAGUAAAGCAGAAGAAGAAGAAGAAGGACAAGAAGAAUCGGUGGGAGCGCACACAGGACGCCUAUUCACUUCCUCCUGACGAGGAUGGUUCAAGCCGGAAGAGGAGGAAAAAGAAGCGAAAGGGAAUGUCUACCGUCGAUAGCAUCGACACUCAGAGCACGAACAGCGGGUCUCACGAAUACCCAGAGGAUCCCGAAGGUGGAGUGUACGGUAAUUCGUCACGACUGCCACAUGAGGAAGACGAUAGGCGAAGGGAUAAGAACAACAGGACAACGGACGAGGACCUUUUUGGCCACGAAUUCUAG
Coprinopsis cinerea okayama7#130 is the source of this 873-nucleotide messenger RNA. RefSeq lists its product as hypothetical. NCBI's taxonomy places the organism in Eukaryota, Fungi, Basidiomycota, Agaricomycetes, Agaricales, Psathyrellaceae. The coding region runs from base 1 to 873 and encodes 290 amino acids. The record is from RefSeq and is a predicted model, not a curated record. Gene Ontology annotation, cellular component: membrane. The transcript has 4 exons.